UAAAAUGCUUUCAUUCUUAGCGCGUUUGUGUCUGUGCUCGUACGCAUGUUUUCGCGCCAUUUUGUGUGCAAUUUAUAUUUUUAUUUUGCGCUGUCAAUGGAUGUGCUUUACUUGUUCAAUAACAAAUAGCAACAACUACCUAUAACAAUUGUUUCAGUUUAUUAUGCUUUGAGAAUAUUACACUAUGAAGAAUAAAAAAGGAGAUGUUACCAAAGCAACAGAUAAGGACCAAAAUGAAAGAAAUGUCAAUAAUAAUAUAGUGAAAGCAACCAAGCAAAGUAUUGCUAAUGACACGAACGUUCACAUAAUUUUCUUCGUCUGUAUAAUCGGUGUUACCCUGGGUAUAACUUUAGAAAUAAUAAAUGUACAAAAUAGAAAUGUUACCAAAGACGAGGUGUUUAGCAAGAACUACUGGGUAUAUUCGGCAUACUACGACGCGGAAAAUAAAAAUGGUUUGCUCAAGCACGUGCAUUUAGUUCUAGAAAGAUUUGGCUACAAGAAAACUUCGAACGAAACUCCAUGGGUGCUCCUAUGGUCUCACGACUAUCCUUUCAGAGUGCUGAACUCGAUUAUAAGUAAAUUGAAACCACACCAAAAAGUAAACCACUUUCCCGGAACGGGUUUCAUUACAAUGAAAGUCGACCUGGCAACAUCGAAUUCCACAUACAUCCCGAAGGCGUUCAAACUGCCCAAAAACAAGGAACAAUUUUUAAAAUAUGCCAGAGAGAAUAGUAAUGCAAUGUUUUUGGAAAAGCACAAUCAGCACCGAGGUGUGUACCUCAAAAACGUGAGCGAAAUAGAUUUGUCAAGUGGCGAAAGUUUUGUGCAGGAGUUCGUGCAAAAACCAUUUUUGGUGGACGGACAUAAGUUCGAUAUUGGAGUGUACGUUGCGCUGACUUCCGUUAAUCCUCUGAGGGUUUACUGGUAUAAAGGAGACGUUAUUUUUAGAUACUGCCCCGCGAAAUACUACCCGCUGGAUGCAAAGAAAUUGGACAAGUACGUGAUCGGUGAUGAUUAUCUGCCAACCUGGGAAGUACCAUCCUUGGCGCACCCGUACACUGCUUUAGGAUUCAGCAUGAAGGAUGCGUUUGAUCACUAUGCACAAUCCAAGGGCAAGAAUACGACACACAUGUGGGACGAAAUACAAAAAGCUAUUAGGGAAGUUUUUAUCAACAAUGAACAUCAUAUUAUAGAGGCGCUGAAAAAAUACAGAUCAGGCGAUAAUUUCUUUGAAAUGAUGCGUUUCGAUCUCAUAGUCGACGAGGACUUGAAAGUUUAUUUAAUCGAAGCGAACAUGUCACCAAAUUUAAGUUCAGCUCAUUACCCGCCAAAUCAGUUGCUUUACGAACAAGUUUUGUAUAAUCUAUUCUCUUUGACGGGAGUCGCCAAUCAUAUGGGCAAUCUGAGUGACCAAAUCGCUGUACAGAACAUGAUAUCAGCUCAGAAAAACAUCGCAGUGUAUAGCAAAGAAUGUAGUACAACUUGUAAAGAUAAUUGUGAUGCGACAGCUGCAUGCGCACUGUGUAAACCAUGCCUAAACAACAAAUUGAAAACUGCAUUGUUGACAGCUCAUAAAGAACACAUACAUAAGGGUGAUUUUAGAAGACUGUUUCCUCCAGCAAUGCAACAAAACGACAAAAACAUCGUAGAGAAAAUAAAAGAUCUGAACGAAAUGAACAAACUUCAAUACAUAUGGUAUCAAGGAAAAUGUAAUAUUGAUGAAACAUGGUGUGUCUAAAAUAAACCCAUAUUGAUAUUCAACUUUAUUUAUUGCUAUCCAAAAAUAAACCUUUACACAAACA
Molecule: messenger RNA, 1802 nt
Organism: Zerene cesonia (dogface butterfly)
Lineage: Eukaryota; Metazoa; Arthropoda; Insecta; Lepidoptera; Pieridae
Gene: TTLL15
Product: probable tubulin polyglutamylase ttll-15
Exons: 7
Coding region: 185-1738 (517 amino acids)
Biological process (GO): protein modification process
Source: RefSeq, a predicted model, not a curated record